GAUUUGCAUAACGUGAGAGCCUCCCUUCUUCGUCUGUUACCUUGCGAACAGGUCGAUAACUGGUCUAAAAUCCAACAUGUAUAGCCAAGAGGAUACGAAACAUGUUGUCAGCAAAUGCUUGAAGUAUUUAUUGUUUACUUUCAACCUGUUUUAUUGGAUUGUUGGUAGUGUUAUGUUUGGAAUUGGUAUCUGGGCAGUAACACAGAAAAGUACUUUCACACAACUAGCAUCUGUUGCCACUGAYCCUGCAGCCAUWCUCAUUGCUGUUGGUAUUCUCAUCAUCAUUAUAUCGUUCUUUGGUACUGUUGGUGCACUGAGAGAAUACAUCUGCUUUUUACAGUUYUACAAAUGGACAAUGGUGGUGAUUGUCAUCCUUGAAAUUCUCGCUGGGCUAUUAGCAUUUGCUUUCUGGCCUGAGGUUGAGGCAUCCCUUGAAACRCAAUUAAAGAAAGGCAUAAAAAAYUACAGAGAAAACAUCGACCUUCAAAACAUUAUUGACAAAGUUCAAACAGAGUUUCAAUGCUGUGGAGGGGGAAGUUCCAAUGACUGGGAUAUCAAUAGAUACUUCAAGUGUGGUGGACCUUCACCUGAAGAAUGUGGAGUACCGCAUACCUGCUGYAGGAUGAAAGAAGGACAGCAAAUCAACAUUCAAUGUGGAUGGCAAGUCAGAAAGCAAGUUCGAACAGAGCAGAAGAAGACGAUUUACGUCACUUCAUGCAUAAGCGCAUUAAAGAUUUGGUUUAAAGAUCACAUGUUUAUUGUUGGUGCUGUUGCAAUUGCUUUAGCUUUUCCUCAGUUUCUGGGAAUUAUYCUUACGCACAUCUUUGUGGGGCAAAUCCAGGAGCAAAUUGAAGAAUGCAGUAAGCCACCAAUGUACAAGUAUCGACCUGACAGACAACCACUUGCAGUAGAUUCUUAGUCUUGUUUAGAAUAUUCUGUGGGAAGCGUCAUUCAAAAAUACCUCUAGUAACUUUCCAAUUCAGUUAUCGAACAAGCACUCCACUUUGAAUAGUUUCACUUGCAUUUGCUAAUCGUCAGAAUCUGGCAUUUCUUGCAACUAACCAGUGUUAAUUAAAAAAAACAAAAGCGUUAGAACCCCCAUGUUGUAAUAGUUAACCAAGGAYAAGUGAAGUGCCUUAAAUUAAAUUUGUAAAGGUUAAGAUCAUCCAUAAGUAAAUUGUUGUGCUAUAUCUAACAAAGAGAUUUUGUGUCARUGUGCCACAAUAAGCCACUGUGUGUCAUGUGGURCUACAAAAURUACUUCUCUUAUUUCAGCAUUUUCUAUGCAGACUGCAUAUUCUAUGUGAGGUUUUGCAUAGUUAUGCAAAGUCUCCUCAAGGGUGUAAUUGUAUUAGUUUUUGUAAAAAGGUUACCCUCUGAUGAAGGGUCUUUUGUAUCUAUCAUAGCUAUCAGAGGCUUUGAAACAUUUCAUCGCAUGAAAUUUAAAACUGUAAGAUACUUUAUUUAAACCUGUCUGUAUGUAAUCRCAUAUUUUUUCACAUGAUGUUCUGUAAACACUUUAUAAAGACUUACAGUACUUCUACUUCAUUUGCAAGAAAUCAGGAAGUGAUUAAAUUCUAAAGUCCACCAGUGUGUUCAAUCCUGUCUCUUGCCAAUGUGGUUUUGAUUUUAGUAGCUGUGCUGUAACAAAACCAUAGUCUAGAAAGAACAUCUAUUUUCAAGUUAAUUUUGACAAAUAAACAACUGUUUUCGUAAUUA
Exaiptasia diaphana is the source of this 1719-nucleotide messenger RNA. RefSeq names its product tetraspanin-33. Lineage: Eukaryota; Metazoa; Cnidaria; Anthozoa; Actiniaria; Aiptasiidae. Gene Ontology annotation, cellular component: membrane. The transcript has 8 exons. The coding region runs from base 77 to 919 and encodes 280 amino acids. The record is from RefSeq and is a predicted model, not a curated record.